UGUUUGACCAAAGCGGUAAGAUGAAAUGCCUUCUGGUCCUCCUUGCCAUCAUCACCUUGUCUGAAUGCACGGUCAGAAGGGUGCAGCUGUUCAAAGGGACGAAGCUGAGAACUGUGCUGAAGGAGCGUGGCUUGCUGGGAGACUUUCUGAAGAAGCACCACUAUUCCCCUGGCUCCAAGUACCGGCACCAUGCUCAAACUGCCAAGGUUGCAGAUGAGCCCUUGACAAAUUUCCUGGAUACUCAGUACUUUGGGAAGAUUCACAUUGGGACUCCACCCCAGGAGUUCACUGUGGUGUUCGAUACUGGUUCUUCUAAUCUUUGGGUCCCCUCAGUCUACUGCAACAGCGCUGCUUGCCAAAACCACCACAAAUUCUCCCCCUCUAAGUCUUCCACCUUCCGAAGCACCGAGGAACUUUUGUCCAUCCAGUAUGGUACUGGCAGCAUGGAAGGAGUCCUGGGCUAUGACACUGUCAUUGUCUCCGAUGUUGUAGACCAUGACCAGAUCUUUGGCCUGAGCAUCCAAGAGCCUGGUGACAUCUUUACCUAUUCUGAAUUUGAUGGGAUCCUAGGACUGGGUUACCCCUCCCUGUCUGUGGAUGAGGCCACCCCUGUAUUUGACAACAUGAUGAAAAAGCACUUGGUUGCCCAUGACCUCUUCUCUGUUUAUCUGAGCAGGGAUAACCAGAAGAGCAUGCUCAUCCUUGGGGCCAUAGACCCAUCCUACUACACCGGCUCCCUCCACUGGGUCCCUGUCACUGAGCAGGGCUACUGGCAGUUCUCUGUGGACAGAAUCACUGUCAACGGCCAGGCGGUGGCUUGUGCUGAUGGUUGUCAGGCCAUCUUGGACACUGGCACCUCUAUGUUGGUGGGUCCGAGUUCUGACAUCCUCAACAUCCAGAAUGUCAUCGGAGCCACUGAGGAUCAAUAUGGAUUGUUUGACAUCAAUUGCAGCAGCCUGAGCUCCAUGCCUACAGUUGAGAUUCAUAUCAAUGGCAGGAAGUUCCCUCUCCCUCCCUUAGCCUACACCAGUCAGGAGGAAGGACAGUGUACCAGUGGCUUCCAGAGUGAUGGCAGUUCCCUGCUGUGGAUCCUGGGAGAUGUCUUCAUCCGACAAUAUUACAGCGUCUUUGACAGGGCCAACAACCGUGUGGGGUUGGCCACCGCGGUCUGAUGGAGACAUUGAAUUCAGCCAGCCUCACUCAACUUUACCCCGUUGAUUAGACCGUAUCUCAGAGAGAAAACUUGGUGCCCCCAGAG
This is a messenger RNA of Vombatus ursinus (common wombat), 1258 nucleotides long. Its product is annotated as chymosin-like. The record is from RefSeq and is a predicted model, not a curated record. Gene Ontology annotation, molecular function: aspartic-type endopeptidase activity. The transcript is spliced from 9 exons. Lineage: Eukaryota; Metazoa; Chordata; Mammalia; Diprotodontia; Vombatidae. Gene Ontology annotation, biological process: proteolysis. Bases 21 to 1172 code for a protein of 383 amino acids.